This is a messenger RNA of Acanthosepion pharaonis, 1242 nucleotides long. Lineage: Eukaryota; Metazoa; Mollusca; Cephalopoda; Sepiida; Sepiidae. The record is from the annotation of a GenBank genome assembly.
AUGAUCUCACAGACUUGCAACAAUGUUGAUGAGAUUCAAAUCUACCUCCGCUUCCUUAAGAUCCUUAAAACAGGCUGCAUUAUACGUGUUAGUCGGAAAAAACAUGGCGCCGCCCUUUCAAAUCUAUCUAUCUAUAUAUCUCAGUCGUUUUCAUAUCUAUGUCAGUCGUUUUCACAUCUAUCUAUCUAUCUAUCUAUCUAUCUAUCUAUCUAUCUAUCUAUCUAUCUAUCUAUCUAUCUAUCUAAGCCCUUUCAAAUCUAUCUAUCUAUAUAUCUCAGUCGUUUUCACAUCUAUCUAUCUAUCUAUCUAUCUAUCUAUCUAUCUAUCUAUCUAAGCCCUUUCAAAUCUAUCUAUCUAUCUAUCUAUCUAUCUAUUUAUCUAUCUAUCUAUCUAUCUAUCUAUCUAUCUAAGCCCUUUCAAAUCUAUCUAUCUAUAUAUCUCAGUCUCGUGUUCAUAUCUAUCUAUGUUAGUCGUUUUCACAUCUAUCUAUCUAUCUAUCUAUCUAUCUAUCUAAGCCCUUUCAAAUUUAUCUAUCUAUCUAUAUAUCUGUCAUUUUCACAUUUUUCUAUCUAUCUAUAUAUCUAUCUAUCUAAGCCCUUUCAAAUCUAUCUCUCUAUAUAUCUCAGUCUUUUCCAUAUCUAUCUAUCUAUCUAUCUAUCUAUCUAUCUAUCUAUCUUCACAUUUUCCGGAAUUUCACCAACGAGACUAGUUUCAUUUUGUCUUUACUUUUCAUAUCUAUCUAUCUCAGUCUGUCCAUAUGUAUCUAUCUAUCUAUCUAUCUAUCUAUCUAUCUAUCUAUCUAUCUAUCUAUCUCAGCCUGUUCAUAUCUAUCUCAGUCUGCUUAUAUCUAUCUAUCUAUCUAUCUAUCUAUCUAUCUAUCUAUCUAUCUAUCCCAGUCUGUUCAUAUAUGUCUCAGUCUCUUCAUUGUCUGUCUCAAUCUGUUCAUAUCUAUCUAUUUAUCUAUCUCAGUCAGUUCAUAUCUAUCUAGCUAUUACCUAUCUGUUCAAAGGUAUCUAUCUAUAUUCAUAUCUAUCUAUCUCAGUCUGUUCAUAUCUAUCUGUUAGUCUAACUCUCCGUUUAUUUAAAAGAAAAGAAAAAAAUCCCCCCUGUCUCUGUCAUGAACUCGUAAUAUAUCGGUUAGCUCUUUCAUUAACGAAAAUCUUGGUCUGUCUGUCUAUCUAUCUAUCUAUCUAUCUAUCUAUCUAUCUAUCUAUCUAUCUAUCUGUCUGUCUGUCGGUAUAG